AUGGUUAAGCCAGGGGGAGUUUGUCCCACCGCAGGUUCCUGGAAAGCAGCUUGUUGCAUCAUAGACGUCCACAAAAUGCCUUAUUUUACAAGACUCAUUUUGUUCUUGCUUUGCCUGAUGGUUCUUGUGGAAAGCAGAAAGCCCAAGAGGAAGAAAGGGUCAGGACAGCUGGAAAUGCCCAAGCCAAGUCACCUGUAUAAGAAGAACUUGGAUGUGACCAAAAUCCGAAAGGGAAAGCCUCAGCCGCUCCUCAGAGUGGACGACCAUGACUUCACCAUGAGGCCUGCCUUUGGAGGCCCUGCCAUCCCGGUGGGCGUGGACGUGCAGGUGGAGAGUCUGGAUAGCAUCUCGGAGGUGGACAUGGACUUCACCAUGACCCUGUACCUGCGGCAUUACUGGAAGGAUGAGAGGCUGGCCUUCCCCAGCACCAGCAACAAGAGCAUGACCUUCGACGGCAGGCUGGUGAAGAAGAUCUGGGUCCCCGACGUCUUCUUUGUCCACUCCAAAAGGUCAUUCAUUCACGACACCACCACUGAAAACAUCAUGCUGAGGGUGUUCCCGGAUGGCCACGUGCUGUACAGCAUGAGGAUUACGGUCACUGCCAUGUGCAACAUGGACUUCAGCCACUUUCCCCUGGACUCCCAGACCUGUUCUUUGGAGCUGGAGAGCUAUGCAUAUACAGAUGAAGAUCUGAUGCUGUAUUGGAAGAAUGGGGACGAAUCCCUGAAAACAGAUGAGAAGUUCUCCUUGUCCCAGUUUCUGAUCCAGAAAUUUCACACAACUUCCAGACUGGCCUUCUACAGCAGCACUGGCUGGUACAACCGUCUGUACAUUAACUUCACGCUGCGUCGCCACAUCUUCUUCUUCUUACUCCAAACCUAUUUCCCCGCCACCCUGAUGGUCAUGCUGUCCUGGGUGUCCUUCUGGAUCGACCACAGAGCUGUGCCUGCCAGAGUUUCACUGGGUAUCAUGACGGUGCUGACCAUGUCGACCAUCAUCACGGGCGUGAACACCUCCAUGCCCCGCGUGUCCUACGUCAAGGCCGUGGACAUCUACCUCUGGGUCAGCUUCGUGUUCGUGUUCCUCUCGGUGCUGGAGUACGCGGCCGUCAACUACCUGACCACGGUGCAGGAGCGGAAGGAGCAGAAGCUGCGGGAGAAGUUCCCGUGCGUGUGUGGAAUGCCUCAUUCAAGAACCAUGAUGCUGGAUGGAAGCUACAGUGAAUCUGAGGCCAACAGCCUGGCUGGGUACCCAAGAAGCCAUAUCCUGACGGAAGAAGAGAGGCAAGACAAAAUAGUGGUCCACCUGGCCCUAAGCAAUGAAUCCAACUCCUCCAGGAAGAAGGGGCUUCUGAAGGGCCAGGUGGGUCUGCGCAUUUUCCAGAACAGCCACGCCAUCGACAAAUACUCCAGGUUGAUAUUCCCAGCCUCCUACAUAUUUUUCAACUUAAUUUAUUGGUCAGUGUUUUCCUAGGGGCUCCAAGGCUGUGGCUAGGAGAGGGCAUAGACAGCUGCUGGGCUGGGCCAGUCAUCGACAG
Messenger RNA from Propithecus coquereli (Coquerel's sifaka), 1537 nucleotides. It is a transcript of the gene GABRR2, whose product is annotated as gamma-aminobutyric acid (GABA) A receptor, rho 2. Gene Ontology annotation, cellular component: GABA-A receptor complex; synapse; membrane. NCBI's taxonomy places the organism in Eukaryota, Metazoa, Chordata, Mammalia, Primates, Indriidae. The record is from RefSeq and is a predicted model, not a curated record. Gene Ontology annotation, molecular function: extracellular ligand-gated monoatomic ion channel activity; neurotransmitter receptor activity; GABA-A receptor activity. The coding region runs from base 1 to 1473 and encodes 490 amino acids. The transcript has 9 exons. Gene Ontology annotation, biological process: monoatomic ion transmembrane transport; regulation of membrane potential; signal transduction.